CCGUGAGGCACAGUAUGCUCGGAGGUCGUCAUCUGAGCGCGGAACGUGAUAAGUAGGGCGGGCGGGGCGCGUUGCUUACGUCAGGCGCCGCACGCUCCAUUUGAGGUUCCGCCAGACUCCGCAGUGUAUGGUGGUGGCGGAGACCCCGGUAGCGUUUCCUCUACACGACGUCCAUCACUGCACGACUGCUAUCGCUCUCCCAUAAGGCUUUCGCUCUUCAGUCUUUGCAUCCGCUCGCCAGAGCGCUGCGCUCUUCUCCUUUCUGCACUUCCUGUGUGAAUCAAGGCCAUCAUCAUGUUGCCCGCUCAGCGUAACAAGGUCGACAUCAGCAAACUGACGGAAGAGGAACAGAAGCUCUUCCGUCUGUACGGCAAGCUCCCCACGCAGAAGAAGAAUAUCAUUUCGGCGAUGCAGAAGGAUCGCAAGUAUUUUGAUUCCGGAGAUUACGCUCUUUCCAAGGCCGGCGUUGCGCCCCAGAACGCUGUCGGGACCGCCAUCCCCAACCCCGAGAAUAUUCCGCAUGCGUCGUCCCCUCCAGUCAACCACAACCCCCUUUCUGUCUCGCCCACAAACUCUGCUAUGAGCCCAGCAAAGGAGAGCCCGCUCGCGGAGCCCGAGACGGCGGCUUCGGUUCCAGAUGCACCGGAAACUGAGGAGUCUGAGAACCAACCGGAGUUGGACGAGACGGAGGUUGAGAAACCGGCGGAGGACAACGCAGAAUGAAGGAUACAGUCUGGACCGUAGUCCAUAUGCAAACGUGGACUGGGACGCCUGAUGACCCCUACCCGCCGGUGCUGGGAUGCAGCUGUUUGGUUCGAAUAUACGCGAGACCCCCACUGUAUACGCGUUUGUUUAUCGGAUCCCGGAUUCCUGUUGUACUAGUAUCAAGCACGCAUCCGAAUUUAUUAGUCCUUGGAUGA
Messenger RNA from Fomitopsis serialis, 920 nucleotides. Its product is annotated as Endosulfine-domain-containing protein. Gene Ontology annotation, cellular component: cytoplasm. NCBI's taxonomy places the organism in Eukaryota, Fungi, Basidiomycota, Agaricomycetes, Polyporales, Fomitopsidaceae. Gene Ontology annotation, molecular function: protein phosphatase inhibitor activity. The transcript has 4 exons. Bases 295 to 723 code for a protein of 142 amino acids. The record is from RefSeq and is a predicted model, not a curated record.